Microbotryum saponariae is the source of this 1137-nucleotide messenger RNA. The record is from the annotation of a GenBank genome assembly. NCBI's taxonomy places the organism in Eukaryota, Fungi, Basidiomycota, Microbotryomycetes, Microbotryales, Microbotryaceae.
AUGUGCAUGAUGGGACAUUGGACUGACCAUGUCGAUUUUCGGACAUUCCCAGCCGUCGGAAAGAACAAGCGAUUGUCAAAGGGCAAGAAGGGCAUCAAGAAGCGUGUUGUCGACCCCUUCACCCGCAAGGGUCAGUCUUGCCAUCUCUUUCGCGUUCGUGUAGGACUAGCCCAACUGACUUUGGUCGCUUGAUCAUGCAGACUGGUACGACAUCAAGGCUCCUUCCAUCUUCGACACCCGGAAUGCCGGAAAGACCUUGGUCAACCGCUCGUCUGGAUUGAGUGCGUUCCCCCGCCCGCCCGCGCCCUCGCUCUCCGCUCGCACUGGCUUGCCUCUACGGCCUGGCUUGCGCGAAGGCGGCGGACAAGUUUCUUGUCGCAACACAUCGAACUGACACCCCGUCUUCCACCACCCUCGUGUCCCGCAGAGAACGCCAAUGACUCGCUCAAGGGCCGCGUCCUCGAGCUUUCCCUCGCCGACCUCAACAAGGACGACGAGAACACGUUCCGCAAGAUCAAGCUGCGCGUCGAUGAGGUCCAGGGCAAGAACUGCCUCACCAACUUCCACGGCAUGGACUUCACCUCGGACAAGCUCCGCUCGCUCGUGCGCAAGUGGCAGACCUUGAUCGAGGCCAACGUCGACAUCAAGACGACCGACGGGUACCUCGUGCGCCUGUUCUCGAUCGCCUUCACCAAGAAGAGGCCCAACCAGGUUAAGAAGACGACGUACGCCAAGUCGUCGCAGGUGCGCGAGAUCCGCAAGAAGAUGUUCGAGAUCAUGGCCCGCGAGGCGUCGUCGUGCGACCUCAAACAGCUCGUGCACAAGCUCGUGCCCGAGGUCAUUGGCCGAGAGAUUGAGAAGGCCUCGCAGGGGAUCUACCCCAUUCAGAACUGCUACAUCCGCAAGGUGCGUUCUUGUAGCUGCGACUUGUUUCAUGCGGCCGCAGCUCGACCAUGGAGCUCACCAUUGCAUUUUUGUUUUCGUUCCUCCUCGACCCUUUUUUAGGUCAAGAUCUUGAAGACUCCCCGAUUCGACUUGUCCAAGCUUUUGGAGCUCCACGGUGGUGAUGUGGCCGAGGAUGUCGGAGCGUCGGUCAAGAAGGACACGGUCGAGAUCCCCGUCUUGACCUCGGUGUAA